GCCAAAUAUAAACAGCCAGUUUUGGGCCUUUGUAGUACUUGAACGGUCUGGGUCGGUGUUUGGUACAUCUAACCCAAGUUCAGCAAUUAAAUGCAGAGGCAUUUCGGGGGGUUUUACGGAGGUUUAGGUUUGGCCAAAAAUGGCAGGAGUUACAGUAGCUGGAAGAUCCACAUCCAUUUUUUCUCGCACAACAUUGAGAUCAACACCAUCAAGAACAAGACUAUCUCAAGUCUCAGUCUCAAAUUGCUCCGCUCCUUCCAAUUUCAACCUCCGUUCACGGAGCCGAAUAUUCCCUACGCCUUCUCCUUGUAGGUUAUUGCGACGAGAAUUGAGCACGCUUGUUCCUAUCCACAGCGCUAUUUCAGCUGCUUGUCUUGUCUCCAAGCUUCCCAGUGAAGCCAGUUCUUCAAUCCAAGGGAGAUUUGCAAAUUACCUCAGUCCCAUCUAGGAUCAAGUGCUUGCAAACAUCAAAACUCUUUCUCCUUUCAAUUUUGUAAUGUUGUUUACUUCAUUUCUGAAAUUGAAAUUCAGGCAUUCCGAUGCUAAUUGCUGACCAAUGUUUGUUUGAUCAUCAUUAAUUUAAGUGGCAAUCUUGAGUUACUUGAGUUCUA
Mangifera indica (mango) is the source of this 611-nucleotide messenger RNA. RefSeq lists its product as uncharacterized. NCBI's taxonomy places the organism in Eukaryota, Viridiplantae, Streptophyta, Magnoliopsida, Sapindales, Anacardiaceae. The transcript is spliced from 2 exons. The record is from RefSeq and is a predicted model, not a curated record. Bases 140 to 448 code for a protein of 102 amino acids.